UUUCUGUUAAACCUAAUGUCUUGUUUCCCAGGAAUGAGUAUAUAUGGAGAUAGGUUUCCAGAUGAAAACUUUAAACUGAAGCACUAUGGCAUUGGUUGGGUCAGCAUGGCUAAUUCUGGUCCACAUACUAAUGGUUCCCAGUUUUUCAUUGCUGUGACAAGGCCUGGCUGGCUAGAUGGAAAGCACGUCGUGUUUGGAAAAGUCAUUGAUGGCAUGUCAGUAGUGCAUGGUAUAGAACUUCAGCCAACAGAUGAACAUGACCGGCCUCUUCAAGAUUGUGUGAUUGUUAACAGUGGAAAAAUAGAUGUAAAAGAACCAUUUGUGGUUGAAGUAGAUGACUGGACAAGUUGACAGCAAUGUCAGCAAAGGAACUACAAUGGUUUCUCCUCUGGGUAUACACUAUAAGAGACUAUUAUCUGAAAAUGUUUUUCAAAGAGAAUAUAGUAAGCUCACAAGUGGCAGCACUGAAAUACAUGGAUAUUGACUGAAGAAUCACUGAAGACUGUGUUGCUGUCCCAGGAGAGUUUUAUAGAAAAACAUCAAAUACAUCAUUAAAUAUAUGUAAGUGGUUGAAUAUAA
This is a messenger RNA of Sceloporus undulatus (fence lizard), 579 nucleotides long. Its product is annotated as peptidyl-prolyl cis-trans isomerase C-like. The record is from RefSeq and is a predicted model, not a curated record. The annotation marks the transcript as partial. NCBI's taxonomy places the organism in Eukaryota, Metazoa, Chordata, Lepidosauria, Squamata, Phrynosomatidae. Gene Ontology annotation, cellular component: intracellular membrane-bounded organelle. Gene Ontology annotation, biological process: protein peptidyl-prolyl isomerization. The transcript is spliced from 2 exons. Gene Ontology annotation, molecular function: peptidyl-prolyl cis-trans isomerase activity.